Tachyglossus aculeatus (Australian echidna) is the source of this 2802-nucleotide messenger RNA. It is a transcript of the gene MINAR1, whose product is annotated as membrane integral NOTCH2 associated receptor 1. Gene Ontology annotation, cellular component: plasma membrane. The record is from RefSeq and is a predicted model, not a curated record. Lineage: Eukaryota; Metazoa; Chordata; Mammalia; Monotremata; Tachyglossidae. Bases 1 to 2754 code for a protein of 917 amino acids. Gene Ontology annotation, biological process: negative regulation of cell population proliferation; negative regulation of TOR signaling. The transcript has 3 exons.
AUGGACCCCAACCAAGAAUCGUCCCUCUUCCUGGUGAAGAUUUUGGAGGAGCUGGAAACCAAGCAAAACACAAUUUCCUAUCAAGAUCUGUGCAAGUCACUAUGCGCUCGCUUUGACCUGUCUCAACUUGCCAAACUGAGAAGCGUGCUCUUUUACACGGCCUGUCUUGAUCCAAAUUUUCCAGCCACUUUAUUCAAAGACAAGAUGCGAUGCAACGUGAACAAUCGGCAAUCCAAGAAAAUCAUGGUGGCGGCCGAUAUCGUCACGAUCUUCAACCUGAUUCAGAUGAAUGGGGGUCCGGCCAAGGAAAAGUUACCAGCGGCCCAUCAGAAAGUCAGGAAGAAAGAGUUGUUCGAGUCAUGCCGGUCUGAUACAGAGCUAUGCAACGUGAUGGACUGUGGACCUGCCGGUUGUGAACUGAGAGAUGGAGAAUUCAACCGGGGUUUCUCGUCUAGGAGAUCUUCCAAAUGCCGGAAGUUGGACUUCGAGGAGUGCCAGCAACAGAGACAGGACCCAGAAGCCAACUUUCCUCUGAGGGGGAAUAAGGAGGUGAAGCGUCGGACGGGUUCUCUAGACAGACUGCAGGCCUUGGUCUCCUAUUCCAUCUCCACCUCUCAGCCGUGUGAGAUGCAGAGAACUUAUUUCCCCAUGACCAUUGAGAACGAGUCCAUCUCAGAGCAAGACUCCUUGUCCGUCAACCCGGAGCCCAGAGGGAGCUUUGUGGACCACGAGGAGCCCUUUGCGGCACCAUCGUGUAUCCAGAAAAGAAAUAUAUUCAAAGAAGAUUUUCACAACCUCAUAUCCAUCUCACCCAGUUUAAUAUCUCCUGGGCGAAAAGUUGAGGAUGGAGGCAGGGAACCACGGUCCAAGAAGGAAUCCCAGAAGCCUCUCUCCUUCAAUCACAGCUUUGAGCUGCCCUACAGCUCCCGGUAUCUGAAUGCCGUUUAUUCCCCUAUCCCUGACAAAAGGCGGGCAAAGCACGAAAGUUUAGAUGACCUCCAAGCCUCCACUUACUUUGGUCCCACCACACUGCUGGGGAAUCAGGAAACCAAGCCGUGGCCAGGGAAGGUGAGCAAACAGACUGCCUGGCCUGUGAAAAGCUGGAGUUUAAACACUGAGGAGGUCCCUGACUUUGAGAGGUCUUUUUUCAGUGGGAAACCCAUCAAAGAGAAGCUGCUGUAUGCUAGCCCUAGUGGCCAGCCAUCCAAUUUUGCAGCCUCAAACAGACACCAGCCCUACCUAAACCCGAAGGAUCAUCAGCAUCCGGUUCCCCCUGGAAGUUAUGCUCUGAAGCAUAUGCGAACGAAGUCCAAAGACAUCCCCUUGGACUUAGAGACAGAGGAGGCCGUCAAGACGUUUAAAGAUAAAGGCAUCAACUGUCCCUCUGUCCAACUGAGGACCGUAGACCAGACAAGUAGCGUAGGGACUCAGACUGACCAGCAGGUGCUAGACCAGUCUGGCCAAGGGGAAGAUCCGGACCCUCCGGGACAGGGUCAGUUUGGAGAGAGGUGCUCGACGAAGCCGGCAGACGAGGACUUGGAAAUUGUGAGCGACGACAUCAGCGAUAUUUUCCGGUUUCUCGACGACAUGAGCAUCAGCGGCUCGACGGGCCUGAUCCAGUCAUCCUGCUGCAACAGCACGGGGUCUCUGUCACAAGUAAACAAAUCAGAGUGCGACAGCUCCCCUGAACACAACCUAGCCAAGGGCAUUGCCGGAAGUUCUAGUCACAAGGCAGACAAGCUGGCCGGAAUGGAAAGCGGCCACACCGGAGAUGAACUGAAGGCCAGCGUCUGCAAACUCGUACUCAGGAUUGGCGAGAUAGAAAAGAAGCUCGAAUCGCUCUCUGGGGUUCGAGAAGAAAUAUCCCAGGUCUUAGGCAAAUUAAAUCGCCUGGAUCAAAAGAUUCAGCAGCCUGAGGAGGUCAGCGUUCAGAUCGAUCUGAAUUCCUUAACGAGUGAAGCACAGUCUGAGGACGGUCCUUCUCUGCAGAUGUUCCAGAAGCACCGAGACUCACCCAGUUCCCCUCUGGAGAACAAUCCCGACUGGUGUUGUUCCGAUGCCAGCGGGAGUAACACUGACAGCCUACGAGUUAAGGCUUUAAAAAAGAGUCUUUUUACUCGGAGGUCCUCCAGAUCGCUGACUGAGGAGAACAGCGCCACAGAGUCCAAGAUAGCAAGUAUUUCCAAUUCCCCCAGGGACUGGAGAACGGUCACGUACACCAACCAGGCCGGCCUUGGGGAAGGAGAGAUGAAAGAAAGAAGUGCCUGUGAAAAUAAAGACUGGCUCAGGAAAUCGAAAGAGGUAGACCAACAGUACGGAAUUCCUCAGCCGCACCGAAUAUCUAAGCAGUCAAAAGAAGGUUUCCUGAUUGAACAAGUCUUUAGUCCUCAACCUUACCCUGCGUCUCUCAAGUCACACCUGAAAAGCAACCCAGGGUACACGGACAUGCGACUGACUGACCUCGCUGAAGUGAAACGAGUACAGCCAUCCUGGACCCUGGAGGAAUACACGCGGAACUCGAGUGACAAGGGGAAGCUGAGUGCUUUGGAUCUGCAGACUCAAGAAUCCUUAAAUCCAAACAACCUAGAAUAUUGGAUGGAAGAUAUCUAUACCCCAGGCUAUGAUUCUUUAUUGAAGCGCAAAGAAGCCGAAUUCAGAAGAGCAAAGGUCUGCAAGAUUGCCGCACUGAUUUCGGCAGCCAUUUGUACAGUUAUUCUGGUCAUUGUCGUCCCCAUUUGUACCAUGAAAUCAUGAAUCCAGAAAGGAGUCGUGGAUGCAGCAGCAGAUGGCACGAUUCCAACU